Messenger RNA from Erigeron canadensis, 982 nucleotides. Its product is annotated as acyl-[acyl-carrier-protein] hydrolase FATB2, chloroplastic-like. NCBI's taxonomy places the organism in Eukaryota, Viridiplantae, Streptophyta, Magnoliopsida, Asterales, Asteraceae. Gene Ontology annotation, biological process: fatty acid biosynthetic process. The record is from RefSeq and is a predicted model, not a curated record. The coding region runs from base 19 to 945 and encodes 308 amino acids. Gene Ontology annotation, molecular function: acyl carrier activity; fatty acyl-[ACP] hydrolase activity. The transcript is spliced from 6 exons.
UCUUUCAAACCAAUAUUGAUGGUGCUAAAAAACGAGACAAAGCGUCAAACUACAGAUUCGGAUAUUUAUUUAGGGAGAAUGGUUAACGAUGGUUUUGUUUUCCGGCAGAAAAUUCAUAUUAAAUCAUAUGAAGUGACGCCAGAUGCAACACCUACUAUUGAAACAAUUAUGAAUCAUCUGCAGGAAACAUCAUGUAAUCAUUUAAAGGAAGUUGGAAUCUCUCUUGAUGGCUUUGGUACAACCCCGGAAAUGGCUAGAAGGAAUUUGUUCUGGGUGACGGCAAAGAUGCAAGUGGUUGUCGAUCGAUAUCCAAUAUGGGGUGAUGUUGUCACAAUCGAUACAUGGAAAGUGCCUCUUGGAAGAAUUGGUUUGUGUUGUAAUUGGACAUUUUCUGAUUCGAAAACAGGCGAGAUUUUAAUCCGAGCAUCAAGUACUUGGGUAAUGGUGAAUAAAGAGACAAGAAAGUUAUCCAAAUUUCCCGAUGAAGUUCGAGCAGAAUUAGAGCAACACCUUAUGAAAACACCCCCUAUAGUCAAACAUGAUACUAUCAAAUGGUCAAAAGAAGAUGAGACCAGUGCUAGCCAUGUACCCAUAAAGACAACAUGGUGGGAUUUGGACAUCAACCAACAUGUUAACAAUGUGAAACAUAGCGGGUGGAUCAUUGAGAGUGUACCAAAGUCUAUUAUACAAAACUAUGAGCUUGCUAGCAUGGCCUUAGAAUAUUGUCAUGAAUGUAAGGAAGAUUGCGUAAUACGAUCACACACUUCUGUAAAUGUAGCCGAUGCUAUCGGUAACAGUUUUGUGUGCGACCACCUACUUCAACUUGAGACUCCAACAGGAUGUGAUGAAAUCAGCAAAGGAAGGACUAAAUGGCGCAGGAAAAUUGGAAAAGUAUCUAGAUACCAUAACGGUGGUUUGUCCCCAAAUGGAAAUGGAGGAGUAUAAAUUAGAAAAUGGCAAAUUGCCUAAAAGGAGAAAUUAU